This is a messenger RNA of Hevea brasiliensis (rubber tree), 2738 nucleotides long. Its product is annotated as ethylene-responsive transcription factor ERF053. Gene Ontology annotation, molecular function: DNA binding; DNA-binding transcription factor activity. The transcript has a single exon. The coding region runs from base 564 to 1988 and encodes 474 amino acids. NCBI's taxonomy places the organism in Eukaryota, Viridiplantae, Streptophyta, Magnoliopsida, Malpighiales, Euphorbiaceae. The record is from RefSeq and is a predicted model, not a curated record. Gene Ontology annotation, biological process: regulation of DNA-templated transcription.
CAUAAUUCUGCGUAUCCCUUUCCCUUGCACCCAGAAAAAAAAUCUCCUUUCAAAUAUUUUUCUUACUUAUAAACCCUCCCUCCCCUGCUUUCUUCUCCUCUCACAAGAACAGCUUAAAAAACACAGCUCUCCCCUGUUCUCUUGUCUUGGCCUCUCUCUGUUCCAAAUUCUCUCAAAUUCACUCCGCAGAAUCUAGCAGCAAUAUUUCAUCUUCAUCAACAGCUUCAUUUGGAAUUUUCUUUAUCUUCCUUCGCCCUGCUUGCUCUCUCUCUUUCUGAAUAUUGAUUAGCAAGUGAAAAGUGAGAUGGGGUUGCUCAAGAUUUGACGCUUGUGGUAUCCGAUUCUGUUUUUACUUCACUCGGAUUACCUAUUAAAUUCCAGACCAGAUUUUUAGAAUCUUUUGAACAUAUUUGGAUCUGUUUCUUUCUUGUCUAUCUGUUUUUCUGAUACAUUUGAUUCCUAUCUACUCUUCCAUUUGCUUGGUGACCCAUCUCGAAAUCUCCAUAAUUCAUUUGCUUAUAAAAUCUUUAGAGAGAGCAAGCAGGAUAGUUAUCUUUACCAUAAUGGCUGCAGCUAAAAAUAACACAGAAAAAUCCAAGAAGGUUGUUGAUGAAACUGAGAGGAUGACGAGGCAAGAUUGGGAGCUUGACAGGGGCAACAAGGAAGUUGAUCUUAGCUUCAUUGAGAGUCAGCAAUGGAAGCCAGUUUUUGGUGAAGCCUCCAUGGCAGAAAGGCCUCUCAGAAAGAUUCAGAGCCCUGAACACCAAGGCCCAAUUCAUUUCUCUGCAUCUUCAGCACAUCAAUCCGCACCUUCUUUCUCUGUUUCUCCUAGCUCUGCCUCUGCUCUUUCUUUACAUCCACCUUCUUCUUCUGCCUCGUCUUCUAGUUCGAGACAUCUAUUUCCUUUUGCUUUUGAAGGGUGUAAUCAACCUAUUCAAUUCCCCCACCAAUUCAGAACAAACCCUUCCAUGCCUUAUUUCCGUCCACCACAACAAGGGGCACAAAAUCAACAACAAAUGAUUUCUUUUGCUCAAAACCAGCAGCAAGGCAUCUCUUAUCCUCCGCUUUUUGCUGGAGAAUUUGCAUUGGCAAAGCAACGGCAGCAGCAGCAGAUGUUACAAUAUUGGAAUGAUUCACUGAACUUAAGUCCAAGAGGAAGGAUGAUGAUGAUGAAUAGGCUGGGCCCAGACGGAAGGCCAUUGUUUAGGCCACCGGUUCAGCUUCAGCCCAUAAACACAACAAAGCUUUACAGGGGAGUGAGGCAAAGACAUUGGGGUAAAUGGGUAGCUGAGAUUCGUCUCCCCCGUAAUAGGACUCGGCUUUGGCUAGGCACGUUUGACACAGCUGAAGAUGCUGCCAUGGCUUAUGAUCGCGAGGCUUUUAAGUUGAGAGGAGAGAAUGCAAGGCUAAAUUUCCCUGAACUUUUCCUCAAUAAGGAUAAAGCAAUCUCCACUGCUACAACUGCAGCAGUUUCGUCUCCUCCAACUCCCAAUAAAAGUUCAUCACCUAAACAAACUCAAGAAAUUCUUGACUUGCAGGAUUCAAAUGUGGAAAGUAUGCCACCGUUACCACCACUGCCACCUCCGCUGCAGCCCCUGUCACAGCAGCCUCAAGGAGACAAUCCUGACAAUGAUUCAGGGAUGGGUUCCAGUGGGGCUACAGUGAGUGAUGAGGUUCAGGCGGUAGCAGAGGGGUCUAGUGGAGGAGAAGGCGUUUCAGGGUCUCAAGAAUUGGUCUGGGGAGACAUGGCAGAAGCUUGGUUCAAUACAAUUCCAGUAGGAUGGGGACCGGGAAGUCCAGUGUGGGAUGAUUUGGACACCACUAAUAAUCUUUUAUUGCAAUCACACCUUUCUUUUGGCAAUCCAAAUCAACAACAGUUCAAUGAUUCUUCUGCCGUGCAGAGACAACAGGACAACAUGGGCUCAGCUUCUUCUUCUUCCUCCUCUUCUUUUCCACUGAAGCCAUUCUUUUGGAAGGAUCAAGACUGAUAGGUCCAUCUCCAGCUGUGGAAUAUAUAGCACGGUGGUCUCUGUCUCUUUCUUGAUCUUUCUCUAUGUUUGCUAUUUUACAGUUGGUUUUUGGUCCACCCACUCAGAUUCUUUCACUGGUUGGAGAUUUUUUAGGAAACCAACCUGUGACUUUUUAACCCUGCCAUACAUUCUUAGGAGAAUUUGAUCUUCAAGCCCACCUCCUUUCAGGUUGCAGAUUUUUCAGAAACAGCCUAUGACUUCCCUCGCAGCUUCACUACUUUUUUCCUAUCAGGAUAUCCAAAGCUUCAAACCCACCUCAUUUACCUUCUUUCUUUCUUUUGUAUAACUCUUUUUAAUUGAAAAGCUACACAUUUUUUUUUCCUAGUUUUUCCUUCAAAUUCUCCCUUCACUACAUCUCCUCCGAAAGGCUGCAUAUUUACCAGGCCUUGAAAAUUUACAACAUGCUUCACAGAUCAUGCAUUUCCAUUUCUAGCAAGUUUAAGCUAUAUUUAUGUUAUGUUGGGGAUGUAGUAGCAGCAGCAGCAACGUUAGUAAAAUUAGUGCAGGACCAUCAUAGUAGGAGACAGUUUUGUGAUCUCCCUCUCAAUUGGCCUGUCUCUACCCAUAUCACAAGCUUUGUUUUUCUGCUCAAUGUAUGUUUUUCUGCUUUGUUUUUAUUAACAGCAUCCACAAACAUAGAUUAAGCAAUUUGCAUUACCAUCAUUAUUAUGUUCCAUUCUCAUUCCAUAAUUCACUUUUUCACUGCUC